This is a messenger RNA of Vespa velutina, 4918 nucleotides long. RefSeq names its product kazrin (gene Liprin-gamma). Bases 904 to 4320 code for a protein of 1138 amino acids. The record is from RefSeq and is a predicted model, not a curated record. Gene Ontology annotation, molecular function: protein binding. The transcript is spliced from 18 exons. NCBI's taxonomy places the organism in Eukaryota, Metazoa, Arthropoda, Insecta, Hymenoptera, Vespidae.
CUGUGGGAAAAUAGGGUUGGGCACGGGGAGGCGGGGACGCAUGCGUCGACCCGGCAAAGGGCUGUUAUGUCGCACUCUGCCGUCAGUUCGGUCAGUCGUCGUGACAACCUCGUUGAUACCGUUUCUAUUCCUCGCUUCGCUUCGUUUAUAUUAAAGAGAGAGAAAGAGAGAGAGAGAGAGGAAAAAAAAAAAAAGAAAGAGAAGAAGAAGAAAAAGAAGAAGAAGAAGAAGAAAAAGAAGAAGAAGAAGAAGAAGAAGAAAGAGAGAAAUAAAGAGAGACAGAAAUCGCCGCGAACUCGUCCUCGCGUUAUAUAUAGUUUUAUACGAGAAAAUCUUUGAAAAUCGAUAUCGAACCUCUCUCUCUCUCUCUCUCUCUCUCUCUCUCUCUCUCUCUCUCUCUCUCUCUUUCUCUCUCUCUCUUUCUAUCUCUCUCGCGCGCACGCACACGAGCUAGCCGGUAAUCAUCGACAAAACUAUGACGUGUCGUAGUGUUGCGAAGAAAGGAUGAAGGGAAGCUUACUUCGCAACGUUCACGAAUGGCGAGUGUAAUUUGUGGGUUUUCCUCGUUUUGUGAGAUCCGGACAGGUGUGUGCUUCGUAACCCUUGGCGAUACUUUAUUGAAGAACGAUUUGAGUUAGACUCUUAUCCCACGUUGAAUUCCUGUUAUAUUUCUUUGAUGUAACCUUCGACACUCGAAUCCUUUACUUAUUGGAUAGCAAAAACGGAAUGAGCUUGCGAUCAUCCCGAGGGUGCCCGAGGAGUUAAGCGUUUCUACGAGAAGGAAAAGGGAUGAAGUAUUGAGUGCUAACGAAGAACAAAAACCAAUGACAUGAGCUUGCAAAUUAGCCCACCUUGGCUUUAAUCGAACGCAUCCUCGCAGAUGCACAGACGAAACUCUUCGUCAUGGUGGAGGAGAACGCAGGGACGGGUGCUCGACUGGAUGGGGAGUUACAACGUGGAAGAGGAGAGAACGUAAUCUUACGUGGCGAAUCACGUGACGUUGUUCCUAGUACAUCGUCAUCGUCGACUACGGGAUUGAACAAUAACGGUGCCACGAGUAACAGCAAUCUGGCUAGCGGUGGUAUAAUAAACAGUAACAACAAUGGAUCAUCCCCGGCAUCCAGUGGUAUCGGUAAUCCGAAUCACUGUCAAGAGGUCAACGAAUCCCAAGCACAAGCGCAGGAAGAUGGUAAAAGGCUCAGUGCUAAUAGCAGCCCAGUUGAAAAGAGAAGUUCGGCAAGCGACAAAUCGGUCAGUCCGAUCGAUAAGAAAAAUAGUCCGAUCGAUAGGAAAGAAAGAUCUAGUCCCAUAGAUCGAAAGGGUAGUCCCGUAGAAACACGAAAUAGUUCGCCAUGUCGAAGUCCAAGCGAAAAAACUCGAAGGUCAUAUGCAUUGAAUCGCGAUAAAACACGGCUCGGUGAGUCCGGAAGGAAUUUAGAUUCACGAUCUAGAAGUGCCAGUCCGGAUAGAGGUUCAUCGAACAGAACAUCCUUCUUACAUCGUGGCUGCAGCGAUCUAUCGGGCAUCGAAAGGCUUAGAAUUUCUACUAAUCCUGAUUCAUUGAGAUCCCGAAGAUUUUGUAGAGUUACGACAGAUCCGGAGACCGACGUACGUAAGGACAUCGUUGAUAAUGACGUAAGACCGGAGGAAGACAAUGAACCACCCGAUCCAGCACCAGGAAGUAGACCAGCCUCGCCUGCAAAUUCUUUAGGUAUUUGCGACGAUAGCGUAGUCGGAGCAAGAUUAUCGAAUCUACAUGGUAGCGGAGGAAGUAGCGGAGGUUCCGUUGAAUUAGCUAGCGCGAGAAGGCUACGAUUGGAGAACGAACGAUUGGUCGCUGAGGUUGCGAGGUUAAGGAGGUUAUUACUUACCGGUGCAGCACGUGGCGAGGUUGGAGCCGAGGAUGCAGCAUUGGAGGAAGAGGCACGCUUUGUUGCCCUAGAAAUGGAAUUGCAACAUGCGAAGGAAGCCUUGCAUGCACUGAAAGCCGAUCGUAAACGAUUGAAGGCCGAAAAGUUCGAUCUGCUCAAUCAGAUGAAAGCAUUGUACGGUACCCUUGAAGAUAAGGAACGAGAGCUACGUGAUUUUAUACGUAAUUACGAACAGCGUAUGCGAGAGAACGAGGCUACGUUGGGUCGUUUUCAACAACAGGAAGGCGGUAUCUCCUCGGAGGAGCGCGAAAGAGAACGAGAAAGAGAACGUUGGAGCCUUUUAAGAGCAGCAAGAGACGAGGCGGAUAGAAGCUUAAGCCUUGCAGCAAGUCUCGCUGACAAAGAAGUUGCCCUAUCGCACGCACGUGCUACUAUAAAGGAGCUUCAACGUCAAUUAAUGGAAAGAGGCGGUGGCGGUGGCGGUGGCAGUGGCAGUGGCGGUGGUGGCGGUGUUGGCGGUGGUGGUGCCUGUUUGAGCGAUCAGGAAUCCUUGGUGUCCUUCCCACGUGGCACUGUAAAUGGCGUGGCAACUCCAAGUGCUGGAAGUAACAGUGGCGGUGGUGUUAGUGGUAUCAUCCCUCAUAUCAAUUCUCAGCCACCCUUAGGGACAAUGGAGUUGGGAAUGGCCAGUAAUAUGAGUGGUGGUGGUACAGGUGCAAUAUCCUCGGGUGGACAAGCCGGAGAUCGUGGUAGCUGUAGUGCCGAUAGUGGUGUUCGUGGAUCUAGCGAUAGAGAAAGUGGUGGUGCAACGAGCAUCGGUGGAAAUCUAUCGGACUCGACGACCGACGGAACACCGACAAUUACGAUCGAAGGAAGCGGUCCCGACAUGGACAACAUCUCUAUGGUAUCCUCCGUAGCACCUCCCCACAUGUAUCAGUCAGCGACGACACCAAAGGAUUGUAGUCCCACGCUGUCACCAUUGAAUGCAUUUUCAAGAUCUACAGACAACACUUCGUUAUCACGAUCGGUGGAACAAUUGUCGAGUCCUUUAGAACCAGAACCAAGAAGAAGCAAACAAGCGCCAACUGUAACAGCGCCUUCAACACAUUCACGCUCUUCCGCUACUCGAGGUGGUACAUGGGGUUCCAUAUCAAGGGUUUUCGCACGAUCACGAAAUCGAAAAAGUGCUAACACUUCUACCAGCGGAAGUGGCGCUAAUGAAUCAUCAGAGGGAUUCGAUCCUUAUAGAUCAUGGUCACCUCUUACCGAGGAAGGUUAUGCCGAGAAGCUUCGUUUGUUGAGGGAAGCAGCAUCGGUACCAAUGGAACGAUGGAGAGCACCAACUGUUUUAGCAUGGCUCGAAGUAGCUCUUGGUAUGCCACAGUAUGGUCCAAGAUGUGCAGAAAAUAUUAAAUCCGGCAAGGUACUUCUUGAACUGAGCGACGCCGAGUUGGAAGCUGGUUUAGGGGUGACUCAUCCUCUUCAUAGAAAAAAGUUGCGGUUAGCUAUCGAAGAACAUCGACAUCCUAAUCUGGUUAGAUAUCCAUGCAUAGCUCAGCUCGGUCACACUUGGGUUAGCUCCGAGUGGUUACCCGAUCUUGGAUUAGCACAAUACUCGGAAAGCUUUGCUACCAAUAUGGUCGACGCACGUAUGCUCGAUCAUUUGAAUAAAAAGGAAUUGGAAAAAUUACUUGGCGUAUCGAGGAAAUUUCAUCAAGCUAGUAUAGUACACGGGAUACAUUUAUUACGAAUGUUGAAUUAUGAUCGUCAGGCACUCGCCGUAAGAAGACAUCAAUGUGAUCAAGUUGAUACGGAUCCUUUGGUAUGGACCAAUCAAAGGUUCAUACGAUGGGCUAGAAACAUUGAUUUAACCGAAUACGCAGAAAAUUUAAAAGAUUCUGGGGUACACGGUGCGCUCGUUGUAUUGGAACCAUCCUUCACCGGUGAUACAAUGGCUACCGCUUUGGGUAUACCACCAGCGAAGCACAUGAUCAGACGACAUCUAACAGCCGAACUUGAAGCCCUCGUUUUACCUACAAGAAGUCAACUGGAGGUCGUCCCGAAGGGCAGCACUGUCAGAGGUCGUCAAAUGAGUACCAUGAGCGCUGGUGGUAGUCUAAAUCGUGGAAGCAGGGCUCUACAUCAGCACCAUCAGACCUCACUAUCGGCUCUACAUAUGACGGCAAAUCAUGUUGGAACUGUUGAUAGACGGAGAUCCAGUCUCAGGGGUUCCUUGAGCCGUGCAUUUGGUCUACGUCCGAGAAGCGAAAAGGCGUCGCCGUCCUCGUCGUCAGAUACAGGAAGUCUUGCCAGUCAAUGUCAAUACAUUAAUAGCGUACGAAGUAAUUCACCGGCACCUGAGAUCACCGUUGGAAAGAAACAUCGUCGUGUUAAAAGUAUCGGUGACAUCGAAUAUAUAACAAGCGUGGCGGUAAAUACGCCCGUCUGACAAGAGGAUAGGCUCCAUCAUUCGGGGCCUUAUAGAAGUUUAAGCGAACGCGGUUAUUCAUCGUCAUAUUCAUCGUCCCAGUGUAGCUCAUUCUCAGGUUACAGCAACGUAUUGGCGGACGAUCAAUAUCAGUGCGAGCAAUCAACCGGGAAUUAUUAUCAAUUACAAAGCAGCUCGUAUUCACCGCAAAGCUUGGGCCAACCAUUUCCCGGUGUACAAAGGUACGGGAGCCUGGCCGAAGAAACAUGGCAAUCAACCACGAAGGAGGAAACUAAUACGCAGAAGAAGAAAAAUCAACGAACUUAUCUGGUGGAACAGUAAAUUAUUCGUAAUUUUUCUUGUCUUUCUUUCUUACUUUUUUUUUCUCUCUCCUCUACUUUUACUUUCAUUUCUUUUUUUCUUCUUUUUUCUUUUUCUUUUUUCUUUUUUUCAAAUAAUCAUCCCUACGACCCUCGUAUCGUCGAUCGGCAAAACGAGAAAAAUAUUAUCGAGAGUGUCCUUCCUCCUUUCGAUCGAUCUCCCUUUUUUUAUCCUUUUUUUAUCUUCCUUUUUUCUCUCCUCCUCCUCCUCCUCCUCCUCCUCCUCCUUCUUCUUCUUC